AUGGCCCAGUUCACCACUUACAUCAGCAAAGGCUUCGGGGAAGCCGCCUUCAAGUCACAUGCUUAUGUCCAGGCGGCCAGAGUGGGCGACGUCAUUCAUCUGGCUGGCCAAGGUGGCUGGGACCAGGAGACGUUUGAGGUCUACAAGGAGAUCGGCCCCCAAGUCGACCAAGCUUUUGCCAAUGUCGACUAUAACCUGAAAAAUGCUGGUGGAAAGGGAUGGUCCCAAGUCUUCAAGAUCCGGUCAUACCACACACAGCUCAACGAAGAGGCUCAGAACGCCAUGGUUCGCAACUUCAGGAAGUGGAUGCCUGAUCACAAGGCAGUAUGGACGUGUGUACAGGUUGGACGUUUGGGCGAGGAUAACAUGCGCGUGGAAAUCGAGGUUGAGGCUUAUGAUCCCAAAGCUUAG
Messenger RNA from Fusarium vanettenii 77-13-4, 411 nucleotides. RefSeq lists its product as uncharacterized. Lineage: Eukaryota; Fungi; Ascomycota; Sordariomycetes; Hypocreales; Nectriaceae. The record is from RefSeq and is a predicted model, not a curated record. The coding region runs from base 1 to 411 and encodes 136 amino acids. The transcript has 2 exons.